AUGGAAGUAUGCUACCAGCUGCCGGUGCUGCCCCUGGACAGGCCGGUGCCGCAGCACGUCCUCAGCCGCAGAGGGGCCAUCAGCUUCAGCUCCAGCUCCGCGCUCUUCGGCUGCCCCAACCCCCGGCAGCUCUCGCAGAGACGUGGAGCCAUUUCCUAUGACAGCUCUGAUCAGACUGCGUUGUACAUUCGUAUGCUAGGAGAUGUGCGAGUAAGAAGUCGGGCAGGAUUUGAAACAGAGAGAAGAGGUUCUCAUCCAUACAUUGAUUUCCGUAUUUUUCACUCAAAUUCUGAAAUCGAGGUGUCUGUGUCUGCAAGAAAUGUGAGAAGGUUGCUUAGUUUCCAGCGAUACCUGAGAUCUUCCCGUUUUUUCCGUGGUAUCACUGUUCCAAAUUCUUCAAAUAUUUUAGAUGAUGAUUAUAAUGGACAAGCAAAGUGUAUGCUGGAGAAGGUUGGAAAUUGGAAUUUUGAUAUUUUUCUUUUUGAUAGACUGACAAAUGGAAACAGUCUAGUCAGCUUAACCUUUCAUCUGUUUAAUCUUCAUGGACUAAUUGAACACUUCCAGUUAGAUACGAUGAAACUUCGUAGAUUUUUGGUUAUGGUUCAAGAAGAUUAUCACAGUCAAAACCCAUACCAUAAUGCAGUUCAUGCUGCUGAUGUGACUCAGGCCAUGCACUGUUACUUAAAAGAGCCCAAGCUUUCCAAAUCUUUAACUCCAUGGGAUAUUCUGCUCAGUUUAAUAGCAGCUGCCACGCAUGAUUUGGAUCACCCAGGCGUUAACCAACCUUUCCUAAUUAAAACAAACCAUUACUUAGCAACUUUAUAUAAGAAUACCUCAGUAUUAGAGAACCAUCACUGGAGAUCAGCAGUGGGGUUGCUGAGAGAGUCUGGUUUAUUUGCACAUAUGUCAUUAGAAAACAGGCAGCUGAUGGAAAGCCAGAUAGGUGAUCUCAUUCUUGCCACAGACAUCAGUCAGCAAAAUGAGUAUUUGUCCAUGUUUCGAUCCCAUUUGGAUAGAGGAGACCUAUGUUUAGAGAAUGCGAACCAUCGUCACUUCAUUUUACAGAUGGCUUUGAAGUGUGCUGAUAUUUGUAAUCCAUGUCGGACGUGGGAGCUGAGUAAGCAGUGGAGUGAAAAAGUAACAGAAGAGUUCUUCCAUCAAGGAGAUAUUGAAAAAAAGUAUCACUUGGGUGUGAGUCCACUUUGUGACCGACAGACAGAAACUAUUGCCAACAUCCAGAUUGGUUUUAUGACCUACUUAGUGGAACCACUGUUUGGGGAAUGGGCCCGGUUUUCAAACACCAGGCUGUCGCAGACAAUGCUUGGCCACCUGGGACUGAACAAGGCUAGCUGGAAGGGAGUGCAGAGGGAACAGUCUGGCAGCGGUGACGAUGUUGACCCCGCUUUUGAAGAAAUGGACUCAGACAUAUUACCUCAGGAACCUCGAUUGUCCUGACCUCAGUCUUCGUGACAAAACUGCCUCUUCUCUUGGUAUCUGCACGGUUGGAUUAAAGGAGAUACUUGCCUGCCCAAGGUUUUGGUAAAAUGAUGCCAGCAUUAUUUAUUUCCAAGUUUUCCUUUGACACAGACCAUUUGAACCAGAAUUUUUUUAAACUGCAAGAUCUGAACAUAGAGCAAUAUGCAUACGCCUCAGUUGGUUUUUGUUUGGAACCUUGAAUAUGCAAAGCACAGCAGUGACUGAGCCUUGGAGGAACAGUA
Gavia stellata (red-throated loon) is the source of this 1718-nucleotide messenger RNA. It is a transcript of the gene PDE7A, whose product is annotated as phosphodiesterase 7A. The coding region runs from base 1 to 1455 and encodes 484 amino acids. Lineage: Eukaryota; Metazoa; Chordata; Aves; Gaviiformes; Gaviidae. The transcript has 13 exons. The record is from RefSeq and is a predicted model, not a curated record. Gene Ontology annotation, molecular function: 3',5'-cyclic-AMP phosphodiesterase activity.